Adineta steineri is the source of this 951-nucleotide messenger RNA. Lineage: Eukaryota; Metazoa; Rotifera; Eurotatoria; Adinetida; Adinetidae. The record is from the annotation of a GenBank genome assembly.
AUGGAAGACGACAAUAGUACGAUUACUGAGGAUAUUGUAUAUGGUGAACCUAUUAAGUUUAUUAUUUUAUUAAUUAUUGAAAUAUUAUCUCUCAUCUGUAGUCUAUGCAUACUUAUAUUUUUAUGUCGAAGUCGACUAGCACUGGUGAAAAAAAAUUUACAUAAUCAUUUUGUUUUAUUACUUGUUUCUGUUACUUUAAUAAACCUGACCGUGGAUCUUCCUUUUACAAUUGCUCAUUAUCGACUAGGUUAUGAUGAAUAUCGCAAAAUAUCAUUUUGUCUUUGGUGGUAUUGGAUUGAUUAUACACUUCUUGUUAUCAGUAUAUUUCUGACAGCUGCUGCUAGUAUUCAACGACAUAUUUUAAUAUUCAAUGCUCAUUGGUUUCAUAUACGUCGACGACGAUGGUUACUACAUUUUCUUCCAAUUAUUAUUUGUUUAUUUUAUCCAGCAUUAUUCUAUCUUGUUGUUAUUAUUUUCUAUCCAUGUGAUUAUUCUAAUGACGAAGAUGAUCAAUCUUGUAUUGUUCCUUGUUAUUCAGAUGAUAACAUACUAUUUAAUUAUGAUUGGAUAAUAAACACCGCAUUUCCAUUGAUAACUAUAAUUUUCGCUAAUAUUACACUAGUAAUACGUGUAAUUCGUUCAAUGAGAAAAAUUCGUCAACGACAAGUUUUAACUUGGAAACGACAAAGAAAAUUAACUUUACAAUUAUUUAUUCUUUCAUUACUUUAUAUUAUUGGAUGGGUGCCAUCAACUGUUAUCUCCAUAUUACAAUCAUUUUUAUUACCAAAUUUAUUAGAUGAUAUACCACAACUUGAUUAUUUCAAUUAUUUAACAUAUUUUGUUUGUCCAUUACAACCAUUUAUUUGUGUUUUUAGUUUACCUGAAUUGAUUAAAAUUUUGAAAGCUUAUUGGAAAAAAAUUGUACAUAGAGCAAUAGUUUUGCCUGUGUGA